This is a messenger RNA of Arachis ipaensis, 1230 nucleotides long. RefSeq names its product F-box/kelch-repeat protein At3g06240-like. Lineage: Eukaryota; Viridiplantae; Streptophyta; Magnoliopsida; Fabales; Fabaceae. Gene Ontology annotation, molecular function: protein binding. The record is from RefSeq and is a predicted model, not a curated record.
AUGGCAAACCAUAGCGAUCAAAUUCCUAAUGAUCUUGCACUGGAAAUUCUAGCAAAAUUACCUGUUAAAUCCUUAAAGCGAUUUAGUUGCGUGCGAAAGUCUUGGCUAAAUUUACUUGAGAAUCCUGAUUUUAAGAGCAUGUACUACGAGAAUUUAAAAUCUAAAAUUGCCCACUCAUCAUCUCUCAUUUUAUGGAGAUUAUUUUACCAAAGGGAUAAAAACGCCCGUAGUGAAAAUAAUGUGCAUUUGCUUUCUGGAGAGAGAUAUGAAAACAUGGUUACAUUAGUUUUGCCAACUCUGGUUGAGAGUUAUGGUCCCGGCGAGGUUCUAGAAUGUGUUAAUGGCAUUAUAUGUCACUAUGCACGAUCAGGUCGUGAUGUAAUAAUAGGACUUUGGAAUCCUAAAACGGACGAGGGUAAAAUUAUUCCUCCGGGUAUUAGUGAUGAUGAGCCAGGCUUUGAUCGGCAUGUAAGUGUUCAUGGAUUUGGUUAUGACAAUGUGAAUGAUGAUUAUAAAGUGAUUCAAUGUGUAUAUUAUAAUUAUAGUCAAAUGUUGUUUGAAGAGCCUGUCCUAAGAAUUUGGCAAAUUUAUAGUCUAAAAAGUAAUUGUUGGAAGAAACUUGAUCUUGAAAUAACUAUGAAGGAAAAUGUAAGUAGAGCUUCUAUAGCAUACUUGAAUGGAGAAUGCCACUGGUGGGGUCGCAAGUUUGCCACUAAUGAACUCCAAGAACAAGUACUUGUGUCAUUUAAUCUCAGCACUGAAACGUUUCGAACCACAUCAAUUGUUUGGCUACAAGAAAAUGAUGAUAGUCCUACCAGAACUUUGGUAGUGCUCAACGAGUCUGUUACUCUAAUUUCCUCUCUUAUUAAGAAUAAUCGCAUUGAAAUAUCCAUUUUGGGUGAAAUUGGUGUGAAGGAAUCUUGGGUGAAGCUUUUCACAUUUAGAUUUGGACCUUUUCCAGAAUUUUGUGCAUUCAGAAUGGGGAACAAAUGUGAUAUAAUCUUUUAUAUCAACGGCGAUGAAUUGGCUUCUUUUAAUGUCAUCACGGGUAAAAAUGAUCAUCUAUCAGAGGCAUUGCAUUUAUUUAGAAGGCUUGUACGGACAAAUUUUAGACCAAAUGGACCAAUCGUUGCCAUUGUUUUAUCAGCUUGUGCUGAUAUAGGAUCAAUUAGCAUAACACAAGAGAUGAAAGAAUAUAUUUUUUUAAAUAGAUUAGAAUAUGAUCUAUAA